This is a messenger RNA of Argentina anserina (silverweed cinquefoil), 1790 nucleotides long. Its product is annotated as cytochrome P450 78A5-like. Gene Ontology annotation, molecular function: iron ion binding; monooxygenase activity; heme binding. Lineage: Eukaryota; Viridiplantae; Streptophyta; Magnoliopsida; Rosales; Rosaceae. The record is from RefSeq and is a predicted model, not a curated record. The coding region runs from base 42 to 1598 and encodes 518 amino acids. The transcript has 2 exons.
UUCCGAAUUAAUCAUCACCCCUCGAAACACUUGAAGUAGUUAUGAAGCUCUUCAUACUAGCUAACUUCUUCAUCCUACUCUUCUUGUUCGGAGCUUCUACUUUCACUCUCACUCUCCUCUCAUUCUUCUUCUAUGCCUUCCUCUUCGUCCUAAACCACUACCUGGUUCCCGGAGGCUCUGCAUGGUCUGGUUACCGCCAUGCCCUGCGACUCCGGGGACCCGUAGGGUGGCCCUUAUUGGGUUCCAUACCAGACCAAAUGAAUGCCCUUGCUCAUCGUAAACUGGCUAGCAUCGCAGCUUCGUUGGAUGCAAAGAGACUCAUGGUGUACAGUCUAGGCAUGAGUACCCGUGUCAUCAUUAGCAGCCACCCAGAGACUGCUAAGCAAAUCCUAGGAGGGUCUUCCUUUUCCGACCGACCUAUUAAGCAGUCCGCUCGAGCGCUAAUGUUCGAGCGCGCUAUAGGGUUUGCUCCUUCCGGGGCAUACUGGCGACACCUGCGUAGGUUAGCGGCAGUCCACAUGUUCUCGCCGAAGAGAAUUGCUGGGCUGGAAGGGCUACGGCAGCACGUGGCGAACCGAAUGGUGGUGAGAGUGGAGGAGGAGAUGAAGGAGAGGAGAGUUGUGGGUGUGAAAGAAAUAUUGCAGGAGGGUUCUCUUAAUAACAUAAUUGAGAGUGUUUUCGGUUUAGGGUUAGAGAAGGAAGGUCGCUCUGACAUAGCGUUGACUCUGCAUGAUAUGGUAAAAGAAGGGUAUGACUUAAUUUCGAGGUUUAAUUUGGAGGAUUAUUUUCCUCUGAGGUUCUUGGACUUCUAUGGAGUGAAGAGGAAGUGUCACAACUUGGUGGCUAAGGUUAAGUGUGUAAUGGAUCAAAUUGUGGAGGAAAGAAAAAGAGCAGGAGGUUUCAGUGGUCGAAGUGACUUUCUCAGUGCUAUGCUAGCUUUGCCUGUGGAAGAUCAACUCAGUGAUUCAGACUUGGUUGCUGUUUUGUGGGAGAUGAUAUUUCGAGGGACAGACACUGUUGCCAUACUUCUUGAAUGGGUUAUGGCAAGGAUUGCCUUGCACCAAGACAUUCAAACCAAAGCACAAGAAGAGCUUGUUACAGUCGUCGGGAAUCAGAGGCACGUGAGGGAUUCCGACCUUUCAAAUCUACCAUACCUUCAAGCCAUAGUUAAAGAAGUGCUCCGGAUGCACCCGCCAGGCCCAUUAUUAUCAUGGGCCCGUCUUGCCGUGCAUGACGUUUAUGUUGACAAGCUGUUUGUGCCGGCUGGCACAACGGCUAUGGUCAACAUGUGGGCUAUAGCCCAUGACCCAGCCAUUUGGAAGGACCCGUGGGCGUUCAAGCCUGAGCGAUUCAUUGAAGAGGAUGUUUCGAUAAUGGGAUCAGACCUUAGGCUAGCACCCUUUGGUUCCGGCCGCAGGGUAUGCCCCGGCAAAGCACUAGGAUUAGCUACGGUGCAGUUGUGGCUUGCAAGGCUUUUGCACCAAUUCAAGUGGAUUCCGGCAGAGCCCGUAGACCUUUCGGAGCGCCUAAUGCUCUCCAUGGAAAUGAAGAAACCACUCAUCUGCCGCGUUGUCCCGCGUGGUGGCUUCACAAGCUAAUGAAUCUGGCUGGUUACUUAUAAGGAGAUUAUUAUGAAGUAUGAAUAAGAACAUGAUGCAUAGUAUAUGCAGAAAAUGUACAAUAUCUAGUGUGACUAAGAAAGUAUGAAGAUCAUCAUGUAGUAGGUUGUUUGCGCAUUAGGUAUCUGCAUGUAUUGUUAACAUAAAUCUAUAUGAAAGCUGGUUCAGUUU